Molecule: messenger RNA, 3209 nt
Organism: Symsagittifera roscoffensis
Lineage: Eukaryota; Metazoa; Xenacoelomorpha; Acoela; Convolutidae
Product: broad substrate specificity ATP-binding cassette transporter ABCG2-like
Exons: 14
Coding region: 495-2903 (802 amino acids)
Biological process (GO): transmembrane transport
Cellular component (GO): plasma membrane
Molecular function (GO): ATP hydrolysis activity; ABC-type transporter activity; ATP binding
Source: RefSeq, a predicted model, not a curated record
CUAUCUUAUACAGGUUUGGUUGAUAGAUUGAUCUUCUAGAUUAAGAGCAACGCGUUCAAAUGUCUUCCAAACUCAAAUCUGUCUUUGCUAUAUCGCUAUGGAGUUUUAAUCUCUUUUAGCUCGACAUUGGAAACCGUGUUUUAUUUGAUCAAUUCUAGAAAGUUGUUCACAAUUUUUGCGUUUAAUUUGGGUCGUCAGAUUCGCUUUAUGUGUAACAACUUUUGCUAUCAAAACCUCAUUUUGUACCAAUCUACAUUGAGUUUUUGAUGUGGCUAACAUUGAGUUUUUGAUGUAGAUAGAUGGUUCAAAAUUUUUUGAAGCUGAUUAAACGCUUCAAAAAUUGUAUUUGAUGUUUUUUAAUAAAUCUUGAGUGAUUGGUCAAUAUUAUUUUGUUAUCAGUUUUGAUUUCGGAGACCAAAUAUUAUUAGCAGAUCUGAAAGAAAAAGCAACGCAUAACACACUAGUGGACAGAAAACUGUGCUUGUUUGAGGCGGAUGAUUGUUAUUUCAAAAAUGACUGAAGAAAAUCAAGAAGAAAAAAUUACAAGUACUCCGAAUGCUGAAAUAUUAUCAAGCAAAGCAGAAAAACUAGAAACAUAUAUCGCAAACGAAAACAACGAACAGGACGAAUUGCCAAUCAGCAGAAAUAACGUGGUGAAAAUAUUAAGUAAUGGCCUGGAUUCGAAACUAAGACCACAGGAUUAUGACAACGUCAAUUUGGAAGCUGGCAGGAAUGCCGGCAAUGGUAUGAAACAGUUUGAUGACAACUGUUUCACAGUUAGUUUGGUAGAUGUCAAUUAUUCAGUGAAAGCAUACUGGAGAUCCAAAUCGAAACAAAUUCUUCAUAACAUCUCUCUUCACUUCGAGCCAGGUCUGAAUGGGAUUCUGGGUCCCUCUGGGUGUGGAAAGACCACUAUUCUGGAUUUGAUGGCCUGUCAUAAACCCAUGCAGAAGAAACACCUCUCAGGACACAUUCUAGUGAAUGGAAACUCCAUCCCUCCCAACACCUUCAGAGCCAUAUCAGCAUACGUGCCACAGGACGACAAUCUGUCUGAGUUUUUGACUGUUCGUGAGAACUUGAUGUUCAGUGCCAAUAUGCGAAUGGUGGGCAAGAGUUCAGUGGAGAAGCUGGCUGCUGUGGACCGCAUGAUCGAACUACUCCACCUGGAGAGGUGUCACGACACUCUGGUGGGAAAUUUCCUGAUUCGUGGAAUUUCUACUGGUGAGAAGAAGCGAACUUGCAUUGCUAUGGAGCUCUUACUAGAGCCGCAGAUUCUACUUUUGGACGAACCGACCACCGGAUUGGACAGUUUUUCAGCCAAUGAGAUUGUGAAUUGCCUGACUAAAGUAGCCAAUGAGAAUGGACGGACUAUAAUCAUGUCUUUGCAUCAGCCGAGAUACUCUAUUUUCAAGAAGUUGGAUAAUUUGACCUUGUUGACUGUUGACGGUCGAUUAGCGUACCACGGACUGGCUAAGAAUGCUAAGAGUUACUUCGAACAACGAGACUACUUCUGCGAAGUGGCCGAGAACCCCUGCGACUUUUUCCUGGAUCUAGUCCAGAGCUACGCCCACGAGGCUGGGUCAGGAUCCACAGGCAGCAAUGAUCACGUGACUUUUUCCAGCUUGUGUCAGAGCAAUGACGUGCACCCCCAAAUGGUGGAGAAUAAAGUGGCAAAUGGGGGCAGUAAUAUGUCGGUUAAUUAUGACGACACGACUGCAGUGAUUACAGUGCCGAAUGGAACCCACAAAAUGACAAACCAGCUCUCCAAAUAUAACACAGACAAGAGUGGUUCCAAAUCGUCUUCACCAUCAGUUGGCAAGCACACUCUGGCCCGUCUGUUCCACUCCAGUGACGAGAUGGGGGAUAUGAGGAAGAGGAUUGAGAGCACUUUCCACUGCGAGAAGAUCGAAGCGAGCAGGAGCUACCAACCAUUCUCCACUCAGAUGAAGACUCUGUUCGCAAGAGACGUGAGACAACUUUACAGAAACCCAGAGUGUCUUUUUGGUCAGGUGAUUAUAGCGACCAUGUUGUCAGUGCUGUUCGGUGCCUUGUACUGGCAGAGUGAAUUGAGUCCUGACAGGGGCUUCCAGAACAGACACGGUCUCUUCUUCUUCCUCUCCCUCUCCCUCAUGAUGAUGAAUCUAGCACACAUCGAACUCUUCAUCAGUCAACAGAAACUAUUCUUUCACGAGUAUGCAAAUGGGUUCUUCUACAUGUUGCCCUACUUUCUGUCCAACACUCUGUUUGACCUGCUGACCUUGAGAGUGGUGCCGGCAGUCAUCAUGGGCGUCACCCUCACCUACAGCGUCGGUCUUCGGUCGGACGUGGACUCUAUGUUCUUCUUCCUGCUGAUGUUGAUUCUGUUGGCUGUGAGUGGAUGCGGAGUGGCCUAUCUUACCACCUCCAUACUCAAGACAUUCUACAUCUCACACAUCGCAGUCAUGCUCGUGUUCGUCGUCAUGAUGGUCUUCGCUGGUCUCAUCAUCAACUUGAAGACUCUACCUGAGUGGGUGGAGCUACUGAAGUAUGUCUCACUUGUCUACUAUGGAGUGUCCGGUCUUUCUGUGAACGAGUUUCUUGGCCUUGAGUUCUGUGGCCAGACAUCAAUCAACGCAGCCUGUCCUGGCAUGGAAAUGGCCCUCUCCCAAGCCACCAUAUCGGAUGAAAACGAAGGAGACUCCAUCUCACGUGCCAUCAUGAAGUUCUUGAGCACCCCAGAAACAGCCGAUAAAUUGUUCUCACAGCAGCUCGACAUAUGCGUUGAGGGCAAAGCUGGACUUGACAUUCAGGGAAUUGACUAUGAAAACGUGAACAAAUACUUCUACGCUCUUAUGGUAGCAGUUGGUGCUCUUAUAGCCUACACACUCACGUUCGUCAGGCUCUAUUUCUCAAACAGAAGAUGAUCAAAAAUGAACAAACUUUAAAUCGAGUUUCAAAUGCGAAAUGAAAAGUAACCUUAACCUUACCUGUCAACUAGCUGAGGCUAGAACUUUGCCAAAUAUUGACAUAUACUAAUUCCGACUUCCCCAUAUGAAGAAGCAUAAAAGUAUGCUCUCUAUGUCUCAGAUAAUAUCACCCUUUUAUAUUUUGUUAAUCCUUUCUGAGUUUAGUUCAAACUGGUGCUUAUCAGUGUGUUGUCAUAGUCAGGGCAUUUGUAUAGUAUAUUUUAGAUAUUUGACUUAAGUUAAUUUAAAUGAAGCUCCAUUUUU